CUGGAGGAAGGCGUCCGUCGCCUUGAUAGGAUGACGUUUAGGUUCAUUUUUCGAUCCCUCUACCAUAACACCGGAUCAGGAACCACAUGGACCGGCCGGAAGAUAUUCCCGGCGCGGUGAACGGUAGAGGCAUGCAACUACUUUGCUGCAAAAUGUCGUUGCUUCAAUUGAUGAGGAAACGAGGACCUCCGGUUGAACAACGCCUUAUGGCCACCAAAACUAGAGCAUUUAACAGCAUAGAAACCAUGAGCUUCUGCCGGUACACUCGGUGCUACCACGACCGACAACGCGGCUCACUGUCGAAGUCGACUUGCAUAUACCCUACACCCAGCCUCGUUGACGCGGCAUUGAAAUCCAGGGUGGAAAGCGACAUUUGCAUUUUUUUUUUUUUUUCAGCAACGACUGGUGUAGAAGACAGAAGGAUCACUAGCAAACGUUCGGAAGACGGACCGGUUUUACCUUCGAGUCGACAUGCCAAUCGCUCCCAGCCGCCGGGCAGUUCAAUGUUCAGCACGUACAGUAGAUCUGUUGAGUGUAAUCCAAAGAAUGACUUUUUCAACCUUCAGCACUGCGUAUUCAUCCCUCUUUACCUUGCUUUUUCCCUACUUCUUCAUAGUAGUGCCCAUCAAGAACAUCGAUGCUCAACAAUGUCCUUGAGCUCGUACAUCAAGUGCAGCCCUCCCUUCGCGCAGCUCAACUGUAUACCUCUAAGAUAAAGCUUCUGGAAGAUGAGAUCCAAACCAUCGAGAACUCUAUUGCAAGCGCCAACAGUCCACGAGUUGCCUACACCAACUCGGGAUCGGGUUUCCAGUCAAUUCAUUCUAGCCGUGGCACUCAGAACAACAACAAUGGUAGCGGGUUGUUCGUUAACGGCCCCUCUCCGUAUCCGCAAACUUCCACUGGGGAGGAUCCCUUCAGCCAGCUGAGCCAAAACCUGCUCCCUGAUAGCCAAACCUCAGGGUGCACAUGCUCGGCUUGAUUAGCCCCGCGGAGAGCCAACGGCAGGCUAUCUAAGAUGUUGCUGGGGAG
Neurospora hispaniola is the source of this 1029-nucleotide messenger RNA. RefSeq lists its product as uncharacterized. The record is from RefSeq and is a predicted model, not a curated record. The coding region runs from base 87 to 716 and encodes 209 amino acids. The transcript is spliced from 3 exons. NCBI's taxonomy places the organism in Eukaryota, Fungi, Ascomycota, Sordariomycetes, Sordariales, Sordariaceae.